AUGGCUUCAUAUUCCGCACUUGUUACGCCUCAAGCCCCGCCCGUGCAGGGCAAGCGUGACAUAGCCCACCCUUUCAAAUAUUCACGAGAGGAGAUGCUUCAAGUCUACAAAGAUGCUGGGGGAUUCAGCGAGCUCCCAAUUGAGGUGGAACGCUGGGAAGGAAUAGUAAGAGAGCCCGCAGGUGAUCCGGUCUGCCUGAGCGACUUCAGUGAGACGGAAAAGAAGCUAUACGCAUCCUCGUUGAACUCCGAAAUUCGACGUCGCCAGUCGACAGACUAUAUGGCACAGAAUGACCGUCCUAAAGGCGGACCAUUGAAUAGUGGCUUGGGCCUCAUGGGGAGGCGUAGGCGUGGAGAUAGUACCGGCACGGACCAUCCUCCUCUCUCCUUGCCACGAAAAACGUCGUGGUCUGGUACACCCGGAAGUCUUGCGUCACCUUCAACAGCCUCCCCGCGUAAUCGUAUGGGCAGCGGCGGUGCAUUUGACGGCAUUCUUAAUGGCAUUGACACAGCGUGGGGCAGUGGCAAACGGCGCAUACAGUCUGGACAGCCUUUCACAGAUCGUGUAGACGAAGAAGAAGAGCUUCAGAAGGACCCCGGAUCUUCAGAAGCAAAAGAGGGCGCAUAUGCAUCCGGUCAGAAUGCGCUGGACUCCAGGAGCGCCCAGCCUCGAGAGCAUGGCCCACCAUCAUCAGAAAUCAACAUUUCGCAAAGUGCAGGAAAUAAUUUACAUGACACAACCGAUGGGGCCACUGGUCAGAGUACGGACUUAACAAACAGGACCGGAGGAAAUACCUCGGACUCGAUCGAUCUAACUAAAGUACAGUGGUCUUACGUGGAUCCUACUGGGAACGUACAAGGUAAUAGAAAUUGUCGUUCAAGACGGAGGGGGAGGAGGCGGGGAGGUCGCAAUGGGUUUGGCAGGCUGCUUGCGCAUCCACUGGUACUUACAGUUCAGACCGUGAAAUGUAAUCAUUUGGAGGGACGACUCUUACCUCCGGGCCAAAAUGCAUCGAAGUAG
Molecule: messenger RNA, 1020 nt
Organism: Fomitiporia mediterranea MF3/22
Lineage: Eukaryota; Fungi; Basidiomycota; Agaricomycetes; Hymenochaetales; Hymenochaetaceae
Exons: 3
Coding region: 1-1020 (339 amino acids)
Source: RefSeq, a predicted model, not a curated record